GUUGCAGCUGCUGCAAAUGCACACACUCUGGCACCCACUCUCUUGUACCGCUGCGCUGCACACUUCAUCCCCUUCCUCCUCCCUUCGACACCCGGACCUCACAUAGACAGUCAGUCAUCCAGUCAGUAUACACCCUGCACACCUGACCGCAGCGAAGCGCCGUCCACCACUAGCAACUUACGAGUAGCAGAGUCGGCACCAGAACAAAUGCACACAUCAUGAACAGAGAGACAGAGAGACACAGACAGAGACACAGACAGAGACACAAUACAUCCAUCUCCUUGUGCCAACCAACCAUUCGAAUAUAAAAUGCAGGCAACGAUCGACGUUACAUGUGGUGUACACACACACUUUCUGUUGCGUCUGCCCGUCCUUCACCGUUGGGUUGAGGUCCACCGUCUCUUUUUGAGGGUGUGCUGGUAUGAGCCCAGCUUCCCGGGCUUCCGGGCUUCCAGGGGUGCACGCUUACUGUCAAUCCAGUCCAUCCAAAGCCAUCAGCGGGCAAAGAGCCCAGCAGGCCAAUCGGUGAGUGCCCUGCUUACUGUCAAUCCAGUCCAUUUGGUGGGCCGUAACUCCCUCGACGCGUUCGCCGUUGGGCGUCGUGUACGGCAGCGGGAUGUGGUAGACGGCCUGGCACUUGAUGAUGGUCGACGGCGGCAGGGGCCCCUCAUUGGGCCGCUCGUAGCGCUUCCGGCAUUCGUCCAUCCCAGCCGUCAACCUGGUUGACAUUCAGAUCGGUGGGUGCGGUGACACACAGGCAGUGCAGUGCGUGUGGCAUCCAUCUCUCUCUGUCUGUGGGGGUGGGUGCGUACCAGUUGUGCAUUGGCGUCCCGUUCGUCGUGCGACAGCAGCUUGACAGCCCACAGCCGGCCCUCAGAGUCCCUCAUCGGCACCACCGUCCCGAAGCGGCCAUGACGCAGCGGCACCGAGUACUCGACAGAGAAACCUGACUGCAUCAGCCAGCCCUGGUGUCCAUCAGAGAGAGACAAUUAAGGCCCGUUGAUUGAUUGAUUGAUUGCCUUCCGUCCGUCGUCUGUGCGUGGGUAUGUAUGUACCAUUGCCAGGGCAGUGUGCUUGGUUUGGUCGUCCAGCUGCUCGUACAACUCCCUUUGGCGCUGCUCCCAGGCAUCGUCCCUAACACCCACUGCAGGCAGGCCACACAAGCCAAGACAACCCACACGAGGCAAUGAGGGAAACGAAGAAUGAGUUGGGCUAGGCCCCUUUCUCUUUGCUCAGUCUGCCGUUCGCUCGCCAUAAUAUUGAUCAGAAACGCAGAAACGUCACGACAAACAAUUACCGGAGCCGGUGCAGGUAGUGGAUGGUGCACUGUUGCGUCUGCCCACCGUCCACCCGUGGGUUGAGGUCCACCGUCUUCGUGAGGGUGUGCUGGUCUUGGCCCAACAACCGGGGCUGCCGGGGGUGCAUGGAAGGGGUGCUGCCGACGCUGAUGGUCUCGCCAGAGGUGCUCCUGACCUCUACGUUGAAACAAAACGCCCUGUAUGGACACCACCAAAGAUGGAGACAAGGCAUGUGUAUGUGGGCUGCAUCUGGGUGCGCAUCUUUCUUGUCUGUCUCGUUUCGACCACUCACUCGCUGCACGCAAAGAUCAUGAUGAACUCCUUGCGGUCGCUAAACACGGCCUCGCCCUCCUCGCUGCUCUGCAGCCAGCAAGUCAAGCAGUGGAUGGGAUGACGCGUUGAUGUGUUGUUUUUAGGUGGGUCGGGUCUAUCUUCUUGGCUCCACUGCUUGCGGUAUUUGUAGAUAGUGGGCUUGCCGUCGUCGGACAAUAUCGCGCCGAAUGUCUCGUCGUCGGUGUUGUCCAGGACGAUGUUGUUGACGGCUAUCUGGAACUCGCCGCACGUCCCGGCCAACCCUCCAUCUGCGCUCUUGUGGCUUUUGUGCCGCAAAGUGUGGGGACAUCAAGGAAAUUUGCGCGGCACCGACGCCACUCGUCAUAUACCCGCAUGGCUGCCAGGUGGUCACUACGUAGGUCGGGACCUGCGUUUAGAGGAAGAAAACGAUGCAUCUAGAGAACACACAUGCAGGCGUGAUGCGUUGUCUCUACCACAAAGAUUGGCUCGCGCAGCAUCGCCUCUGCCUCUCUGUCGAGUGGCGCUUUGAAAAGACUCUCGACUGACAGCGCCGCGGCGAUGGUGAGGGCCUGUCAUGAUAUACAUUCAUUUGUACCGUAGCUCGUUGACAAUGGAUCUUAUCCCUUCGCUGACCUGAUUGGGGAUGCCCAGCACAGCCAAUCAGAAGCAGCUUCCCGCUGGUCAAGUCGAUAGGCAGCCUGAUAGGUGAGCACCAAGGGCUGCUGAAGGGCUGUGUACAUGCAAGAUAUGCGUGCUGCAUAUUGUUGUGUCUCUGCGUCUCCUGCUGACCUGAAUGGCCGAAAUCUCCGUGAGAUAGCGGAGCGAUGCGCCGAUGCGGUGUGGGUGAGGUGGAUCGAUCAUAUCGUUGAAGAAUGAAUAGGGCUCGCCACUAAGCUCAUUCUUGUUCAUUUCAGCGUAUGUAAAGGCAGACCUGUCAGUGACUGCGAGGAUGUGUAAGGCAACCUCAUCGAGUGACUCCCUUUCAAUGGCCGGCACA
This is a messenger RNA of Vitrella brassicaformis, 2589 nucleotides long. NCBI's taxonomy places the organism in Eukaryota, Vitrellaceae. The record is from the annotation of a GenBank genome assembly.